AUGCCUUGUUGGUGUGGAGGGACGUGGCCUUUGCCACACGGUGUCACACCCAUAUUUUUCAAAAUUUUGGCCAUUGCAACACACGGUUUCUCAAUAACGUUUGGAAACAUUAAUUGGCGUGGGGCAGUUGUCCAAACACAUGGCGAAGUUAAUUCAUGUGAGGUUGCAAGCAACGUUUUAUGUGCUACUAUUAUCAAGAAAGCGAUGAUUGGAGUUGUGAUGUUCACUUUGGUAGUAGGGUUUUGGGUUCUAUUGAGCUCAGAAGAAGUGACAUCACAUGGAGAUCAUUCUUUUGCGAAAAUUGGAAUACAUCAAGUGACAUUUGCUCUAACUGAUGCUGCCUGUGUGAAAGCUUCUCCUACCAUUCUAGGAUCAAAGGGCCAAAAUUCUGAAUGGGUGAAUGUGUACAUCAGCAAUUUGAACCCAUCAAAUGAUGAUUGGGUUGGAGUUUUCUCCCCUGCCAAUUUCAGCGAUUCAACCUGCGUCCCUGAAAACUCAAGAGUCAGCCCUCCGUAUUUGUGUACUGCACCUAUUAAGUUUUUAUACGCAAACUACAGCAAUCCUAAUUACAAAGAUACAGGAGAAUCAACAUUAAAUCUUCAAUUAAUCAACCAAAGAUCCGAUUUCUCCUUUGCAUUAUUCACAGGCGGAUUAUCAACUCCGAAUCUUGUUGCAGUUUCAAAUACAGUUACUUUUGUGAACCCAAAUGCACCAAAUUACCCACGAUUAGCUCAUGGAAAGAUGUGGGAUGAAAUGAGUGUGACGUGGACAAGUGGAUAUGGAAUUGAUGAAGCAAAGGCUUUUGUUGAAUGGGGUAAAAAAGGUGGAGAACAGAGGCUUUCUUCUGCUGGAACUUUGACCUUUGACCAACGUAGCAUGUGUGGUCCACCAGCAAGAACUGUGGGGUGGCGUGAUCCUGGCUAUAUUCAUACAAGCUUCUUGAAAGAAUUAUGGCCCAAUAUGAUGUAUACAUACAAACUAGGGCACAAAUUAUUGAAUGAUACAAUCAUUUGGAGCAAGAUGUACGAGUUUAAAUCAUCUCCAUAUCCUGGUCAAGAUUCUCUACAACGUGUUAUCAUUUUUGGUGAUAUGGGAAAGGAUGAGGUUGAUGGAUCUAAUGAAUACAAUAAUUUCCAACGUGGGUCCCUUAACACUACAAAGCAACUGAUUGAUGACUUGGAAAACAUAGAUAUAGUCUUUCACAUUGGAGAUAUCUGUUAUGCAAAUGGAUAUCUUUCACAAUGGGACCAAUUCACUUCUCAAAUAGAACCAAUUGCCUCAUCUAAGCCUUAUAUGAUUGCUAGUGGCAAUCAUGAACGUGAUUGGCCCAACUCAGGAUCCUUCUAUGAAAACAACGGUUCAGGGGGAGAAUGUGGUGUUGUUGCACAAACCAUGUUUCAUGUUCCAACUGAUAAUAAAGAUAAGUUCUGGUAUUCUACAGACUAUGGCAUGUUUAGGUUUUGCAUUGCUGACUCAGAGCAUGAUUGGAGAGAAGGAAGCGAACAAUAUAAUUUUAUAAAAAAUUGUUUUGCAUCUGUGGAUCGACAAAAGCAACCAUGGUUGAUUUUCAUUGCACAUCGUGUAUUGGGAUAUUCUUCUUCUUUGGUUUAUGCAGUUGAAGGUUCAUUUGGAGAACCAAUGGGAAGAGAUAGCCUUCAAAAGCUAUGGCAAAAAUAUAAAGUUGAUAUAGCUAUUUAUGGACAUGCACAUAAUUAUGAAAGGACGUGUCCCAUUUAUGAGAAUACUUGCAUGAGUGAUGAGAAGGAGCAUUACAAAGGCGGCUUAAAUGGGACAAUACAUGUGGUGGCUGGUGGUGGAGGGGCGAGCCUUACCCCAUUUGCUCCAUUUAAAACCACUUGGAGCAUCUAUAGAGAUUACGAUUACGGGUUUUUAAAACUUACUGCAUAUGACCAUUCUACCCUUUUGUUCGAAUACAAGAAAAGUAGAGAUGGACAAGUAUAUGAUUCAUUCAUGAUUUCCCGUGAUUAUAGAGACAUAUUGGCAUGUACAAUCGAUAGUUGUCCAAGUACAACCUUAGCAUCUUGAAGAUUGCAUGUGUACACCAUUUGGGGUAUUUUUGGAAAGUUAAUGUGUGGAAAUGGUAUUGUGCAAAAAUAAAAGUGUAGGGGGGUGAUGUGUUUAUGGUUGAUAGUAUAGGGGGUGAGUGUAUUUUAAUGUAGGUAUUUGAUGUUAGGAUUGUAAUAAAUCCAUGUAUGGUGGAGUCGUGCUUGGUUGUCAUGAUGUUGAUCUAUGCAUUUUAGACGAUAUAUGAUCUUGUUAUAAAUGAAA
Messenger RNA from Lactuca virosa, 2289 nucleotides. The record is from the annotation of a GenBank genome assembly. NCBI's taxonomy places the organism in Eukaryota, Viridiplantae, Streptophyta, Magnoliopsida, Asterales, Asteraceae.